GUCAAAGUCAUGACCAUUAAUGCCUUUUUGAAACACAAAUCAACCCCUCCAUAGCAGAUAGCACUAGCAGCCACCACCACACCAGUCGGAAUCGGAAGAAAUGGCGAUGGAGGGGUUUCGAGUACUGGACGACAACUCGUUAAGAGAAUAUAUAAAAGCCACGCCAUCUUUGGCUUCCAAGCUCCGGAAUCAAGUUGAUAACCUGGAAAUCAAAGAAGUUGGGGACGGCAAUCUCAAUUUCGUCUACAUCGUUAUCUCUCCAUCUGCUUCGCUUGUUAUCAAACAGGCGGUACCAUACGUUCGUUUGAUUGGUGAAUCAUGGCCAAUGAGUAAGGAAAGAUCUUAUUUUGAAGCCACUGCACUUCAACGUCAGCAUGGUUUGUCUCCUAAACAUGUCCCAGAAGUUUAUCACUUCGACAGAACCAUGUCAUUGAUUGGUAUGCAAUACAUCGAGCCUCCACAUAUAAUCGUGAGGAGAGGAUUGAUUGCUGGAAUCGAGUAUCCGUUGUUAGCUGAACACAUGGCGGAAUUUAUGGCCAACACUCUCUUUUACACCUCUCUUCUCUAUCUGACAACUACACAACACAAAAGUGCAGUGGCUGAAUUUUGUGCAAAUGUGGAGUUAUGCAGGCUGACUGAGCAAGUGGUGUUUUCAGACCCUUAUAAGAUUUCUGAAUUCAACCGUUGGACAUCGCCUUAUCUUGAUAGUGAUGCUGAGGCUGUUAGGAAUGACAACGUAUUAAAGCUUGAAGUUGCUGAGCUGAAGUCCAUGUUCUGUGAGAAAAAACAAGCACUAAUACAUGGUGAUCUCCAUACUAGUUCUAUUAUGGUUACUCAUGAUUCAACUCAGGUCAUUGAUCCAGAAUUUGCUUUCUAUGGACCAAUGGGUUUUGAUAUCGGUGCUUUUAUUGGAAACCUGUUUUUGGCAUAUUUCUCACAAGAUGGACAUGCAGAUAAGGGAAAUGAUCGAAAAACAUAUCAAGCAUGGAUAUUGGGUACGAUAGCGGACACUUGGAAUCUCUUUCACAAAAAGUUCACAGCUCUUUGGGAUAUACACAAGGAUGGGCCAGGUGAGGCAUUCCUUGAUGACAUUUACAACGAUGUGGAGCUUUGGGAGCUUGUCAAACAGAAAUACAUGAUCGAUUUACUCCAUGAUUCCCUUGGAUUUGCUGCUGCCAAAAUGAUAAGGCGAAUUGUUGGUGUAGCUCAUGUAGAGGAUUUCGAGUCGAUCAGUGAUCCUGCAAAACGCGCAGAUAGUGAGCGACGAGCUCUUGACUUUGCCAAGAUGCUUAUGAAGAAAAGAAGAAAUUUCAACACCAUUGCUGAUGUUAUUUUGGCUGCUCAGUAACUCCAUAUAUAUGUAUAUAUGCAAUGUAGAUGCGAAUAAUAGGUUGCAUGAAUCAAACAUCAAAGGUUAGGAGAAUGGGAAACUGCAACUAUUUUCUUUGCUUCUGUACUUCCACCACCACCACCACCACCAUCUUCAUCAUCACCACCACCACUACCACCACCACCAUCACCACCACCACCACCACCUAAUGUUAUUGUAAUCAAUCCUAUGCCUUCAUGGCUGGUAAUUAAUAUAUAGUGUAAUACUUCUGAGAAUCUUUUAUGAAAUCAGUUUG
Molecule: messenger RNA, 1625 nt
Organism: Cynara cardunculus var. scolymus (artichoke)
Lineage: Eukaryota; Viridiplantae; Streptophyta; Magnoliopsida; Asterales; Asteraceae
Product: methylthioribose kinase-like
Exons: 6
Coding region: 101-1348 (415 amino acids)
Molecular function (GO): S-methyl-5-thioribose kinase activity
Source: RefSeq, a predicted model, not a curated record